AUGGAGACAUUUAAUUUCGGGAAAUAUAAAGGAAAAACAUUUGAAGAAGUUUUUGAAAAACAUAAAUCCUAUGUAACAUGGGUUAAAAAUCUUGAAAAUCCUACAGGAUCUUUAAUUGAGUUUAAAAAUUAUGUUUUACGAAGAGAAGAACAAGGUGGAAAUGAUGGAGAUACAAAUACGGAGUACACCGAAUAUAAUAAUAAAUAUGGGAACAACAACAAUUAUGGAAAUGAUAAUUAUUAUGGGAAUGGAAAUAAAUAUAAAACCGAUAAAAACCCAAAUGGGAAUUUCAAUUACAAACAAAAUGGAUAUGAUAAUAAAAGUAGUGUGAACAAAAUGAAUAGUUCAGAGCACAAGCUUUAUGAGCAGAAUAUAAUGAACGAAAUAGCCAAUAGGUAUAAUAAUAAGGAGGAGGAUAAACCUGAAUUAGAUAUAAUUGUGGCGUUUGAAAUAUUCAAUAGUGAUAGUUUUAAAAUAGUGCAAAAAGACAAUAAUAACAAAAAAUAUUCCAAUUUUAAAAAUUUUGUACCAAAAGAACUUUUUAAAAUACUAUCUGAAUUUAAUCCAACAUUAAAAAAGAUUAAUAAUUAUUCUUGUGUAACUUUUGAAUCAGAUAAAUAUGAGUAUGUGUUAAACAAUUUAGCAGAGAAAUGCACAAUAUUAGGAGGUAUACAUAGUAUACCUAAUUUUUUAUUAAAAUGUUUUCAAAAUUAUUCGAAAUUUUCACAACCCCAAAAAAUAUCUGAAGUAACUGCAAAUAUAUUAACGAAUACAAUGUGCUCAUAUACUAAAGUGCAUUAUGACAAUUUAAAUAACUUAUUAGGUGAAAAAUUAUCUGACGAAUUAAAAAAUUUUCAAAAAGAAGGAGUACAUUUUGGUCUAAAAAAAAAUGGAAGAGUAUUAAUAGGUGAUGAGAUGGGUUUAGGAAAAACACUACAAGCAUUAGCUUUAAUGGCAUUUUAUAACAAAGAUUGGCCUUUCAUAGUAAUAUGUCCAUCAUCUAUUCGAUUUCAAUGGAAGGAUCAGGCAUUAAGAUGGCUACCUCAUUUAAUUGAAGAAAAAGAUAUAUGUGUUAUAAAAAGUGGUAAAAUGGAUAUACCUCGUAAUACUAAAAUGAUUAUAAUUUCUUAUGAAUUAAUUACAAAAAAUGAUAAGUAUCAAAAUAAAUAUAAAUGUAUUGUUUGUGAUGAAUCACAUUAUUUAAAAAAUUCUUUUUCAAAAAGAACUAAAGCAAUAGUACCUAUAAUAAAAAGUGCAAAAAGAUGUGUAUUAUUAUCGGGUACACCCGCAUUAAAUAAGCCAUCAGAAUUAUAUGAACAAGUUUCUAGUAUAAUACCUAAUCUAUUUAAUUAUAAUGAAUUUUGUGAUAGAUAUUGUUAUAAAGAUAAAAAUAUAUACACUAGAAAAAUAGAAUAUGUUGGAUGUAAGCACACUGAAGAGUUACAUUUAUUUUUAACAAACACUAUUAUGAUAAGAAGAUUAAAAAAAGAUGUGUUAAAGGAGUUACCAGACAAAUUACGAUCAAAAAUUCCUAUUGAAAUACCUCCUAACGAAUUGAGUGAAAUUUUAAUAUAUUCUAAAAAAUUAGAAAGCAAAAAAAAUAUAAAUAUUAAUGAUCUUGAUAAUAUUAACUUAUCUAGGUUUAACGAUUUUAAUUCAAAUCACGAUAAUAAUAAUAAUGACGAAGAAAAUAUAACAAUUUCUCAAUUAUUUAAAAUGACUGGUUAUGCAAAAGUUAAAGCUAUAAAGGAAUACAUUACAUAUUUGAUUGAUGCAGAUAUUAAAUUUUUAUUAUUUUGUCAUCAUAAAUUAGUCAUGGAUGAAAUCGACGAAUUUUUAAAAGAAAAAAAACUGGGUUUUAUAAGAGUCGAUGGUUUAACUCCAAUAGAUAAAAGAGAAAUAUAUAUUAAAAAUUUUCAAAGUGAUGAAAAAAUUAGAAUUGCUUUAUUAUCUAUUACUGCGUGUGGUGUAGGUUUAAAUUUAACAGCAGCUAAUACUGUUGUUUUUGGAGAACUGUAUUGGGUUCCUGGACAAAUGAUACAAGCCGAAGAUCGAGCACAUAGAAUUGGAACAACACAUGAUACAAUAAAUAUACAUUACUUAGUUGCACAAAAUACUAUCGAUGAAGUUGUUUGGAAAAUUAUUAACAGAAAAUGGAACACUCUAACUACAGCAUUAAAUGGUACUGAAGAUUCACUAAAUGUAAAAGAAGUUAGUAAGUUUGAUAAAUUUAUGCUAGACUUAACAAAUGAUACUAAUAAAUCGUAUCCAACAUCUCUUGUUAAUACACCUAAGAUUAGACGAAGGUCAUCUGAAUAUAAGGCACUGAUAAAUAGUGGAAAUAACAAAAAAUGUCCCGAUAUAAGGGAUUUUUUCAAAAAGAACAAAAAAAGCACAGAUAUAGAAGAGCAAAAAUCGAUGGAUAUGCUAUCUGAAAAAUCAGUUGAAUUAUGGCAAGAUGAGAAAGAAAGUGAUUGGCCGUCACAUGAUUCAACGCAUAAAUAUUUAGAAAAAUCUGGCACUACGUUAUUCGAAAAAAAGAGAUCUAAUUACGACUCUGAUAAUAGUACCUCAAAUAUUUUAACUAAAAAAUACAAAACAUAA
Molecule: messenger RNA, 2604 nt
Organism: Plasmodium berghei ANKA
Lineage: Eukaryota; Apicomplexa; Aconoidasida; Haemosporida; Plasmodiidae
Product: DNA helicase, putative
Exons: 1
Coding region: 1-2604 (867 amino acids)
Biological process (GO): replication fork processing; DNA repair
Cellular component (GO): nuclear replication fork
Molecular function (GO): ATP binding; ATP-dependent chromatin remodeler activity
Source: RefSeq, a predicted model, not a curated record